UGAACGUUUAGUGGACGGGCAUCAGUUCAUCUUUCGUGGAAUGUACCUUUUUCAAAGAUGCUAAUGGCCUUCUUACAUUUAGAUCAUACAGAAAGCUUAUUACAGCCAACUAAUCACUGUUAAUAAAAUACAUCUUUACAGUAAAGACUUGCAGAAAGUCCGAUGUGCCGAUAAAAACAAUGUAAGCAGAUUAAAAUACAAAAUCAUGUAGUUUUGAUGCACAGUUGUGCCUUCUAUUUUCUCACAAAAAAUUAUAAAAACCAAAGUUUUUUUUUUAAUUAUGUAGCAGUCCCAGAGUUUUUUUUGUUUCAGUCUUGCCCCAAAUGAUAUCCCUGUUAGACUUGUUCACAAAUCAUGAACCGUGUGGUGUAAUUUCAAAUUAACAAAAUCUUAAUGCAAAAGUCCGUGAAGUUUGCUUUUCUCCUUAGGAAAAAUACCAGAUUCUGAGGAAUCGUUUCCUCAGCAGUUCUUGCUUAGGCUUUCUAAGAAUAGACGUACCUAACUUUUGCAUAUAUAGCUACACAGCCUUUAUUAAUCAAGCCCUUUGUAACAGAUUCUAUGAACAUAAUACCUAGUGUAUGAUUUUAACAAAUGAAGACUCAGGGAAAUGCUCAGCCAAAACCUCUCUAGUUUUGUAACUUUAAAUUUAUUUUUUUGAAGUCCAGUGUAGUUACAUUAUCUUGGUGUGCUUUUAUCAAUUGCCAAUAGGAUGUGGAAGGAGAAAAAAUACUUGGCACUGCCAUUUUUUUUCUGUUUUAUAUCUUGUUUUCUCCAGGAUAAAUCCUCACAGUUUCUGAAUUCUGAGCUAAUGCUCAGUGUGCUUUUCAUAUGUCAACAUCCAAAGUAAACUGAAAAUAAAGUAACUUUUAAUUUUUAACAGUAAAAACAACAUAUCAACGUAUCAAGAUUAUGAGUUGUUUUGGGUAUAGUCUUAUUUUGCUACAUUACUGCUGUUACAAUAAAUGUAAUGUUUUUUAAAAAAAAAGAGUUCUGAAGAACCAUUAGCUAUUGAAUGCAUUGUGUUUUUUAACUGGUCACAAUUACACAGUUACUUGUAUACAUGAAGAUCACUUGGACAACGAACCACUUUUAGCUGAAAAUGGAAAAGCACCUUUUGAAAACUUACUGCAAAUUUACGCACAAUUGUAAAAAUAUUUUGUAUACCUCAGUUUUUUCACUGAAUACCAGCAACUUAAUUUUAGAUUUUGUAUUUAAUAUUGUGUAUUUUGGCCUUAUAAUUGUUUGUGACACUGUUAAAAAAAUAAUAGCGAAGUUUAACAGCUUCUUCCUUCCCCAUCAUCUUCCACAUGGUUGAGAAUUACAGCACUGGUGAUUAAAUUCAGAAGUGAGCUUUCUUAUGUGGGAUUUAUAGCAAUUGUGCCUGACAGACAAUCACAAAACAAUAGUCCCAAUUCAAGAAAGCGCAUAAAUACAUUUAAUGAAGUCAAGACUGUGCCUCGUGCAGUGGAAUCAGAACCUACUUGCAGUCAGGCCUAUGGGAGAAUCUAGAUUUUCAUAAGCGGCGGGCUCUGUGUGUUCUUCAACAAAGCCCAGAUCUGCAUAUUGGGAGAUAUAUGAGUAUCUCUUUCGUCUAAUCAGCAAGUUUGUUUGUUUUUUAAUAGAACCGUAACAGUUCAUCUGGACAGUAAAUUGAGCAAAGAAGAAAAAGGUUCCAGAUUAACCAGGGAGGAGUGUGAGAAAACAGAAAAACUGUCAUUAACAUUUUUCACCUUUCUUCUUUCCUGCCCCCCAAAAAAGCAAUCAUUUUUAAAAGAAGGGAUAAGUUGAGAUCUUAGGUUAUGGUUACAUGUGAGGAGCUCUUUCUACUUGAGAUAAAAACUUAGGUGGACAGUUUAACAUGGUUGCAAGCAGAAUUUAUUGAAACAGUCUAUAGAACAGACUGUAAACGAAACCUGUGCAAAUACUCUUUUAACAUUUUUUCAACGUAACUGCUAUUUUUGAAGUCUGGUAGUAAUUGCUUAAAUAUGAUUUGAGCAUUUGGUGGCAUAAUUCUGAUUUUGAUAAAAUGAGUCCUCAUGCCUUUUUUCCUUCCAUGUUACGCAUGUGACAUCUGCUGCUGUAAGCCCUGUAAUUUUUAGGCACACUACAUUCCUCAUCUUUAGUACACAUUUUCCAAAAUAUACUAAAGGGGAGAUACUUUUCAAGUGUCACUUUAUUCUCUGACAGCUGGAUUUAUGCUUCAGGUUACCAGGCCUUUUUUUAUCACAUACAGCAAACACACACAUGCAAUCACCAUGUUGAGGGAAAGAACUCCUCUGGUUUUAGGUGUCGCUAUUUGUAUAAUUUUAACGUUUUACUGUGAAACUGUUUCUGCUGUAUUACCAAUUUGCAACUGUGCCAAAUUAUCAUUUACAAAAUGUGACAAAACAGUAGAAAGCUAAUGUCUAACUUCUCCCAUGCGCAAUAUUAAAAACGCAUAUGAACCGGUCUUCUCGUUCUCUCUCCCUUCGCUGCACUCGCCGGCAGUACGUAUCCAGCGUUCCUUUAAUAAAGUCACCUUGAAAACGCCUCGUAGCUGAGGCAAAUCAUGCCGUGUUUUACGUUAAAUCCUCCUGCCCUGCAGGCAGCCCGCAGAGCACUACCGGUGUCCCCUCCCCUCAGCCUCGGCUACGGCCCGUACCACCUCCCGGGACGGAAGGGACGGGGACAGACGAGUGAUUUAAGCGCGGCGAGGAAACCUCGCUCUCCACCCCGGCUCCCUACGCUUUUUGUAGCCUCUGUCUCCUCUCCGAAGAGGCGCUGCCGCAGAACCGGCCACGGCUGGGAGGAUUCCGCCGCACCCGCCGCCCCCCUCACCCUCAGCAGAAAAUGGCGCCGCCCCACGCAGGCCACCGGGCGCAGCUUGCGGAUGCCCAAAGAGCGCGACGGCCGCCGGCCAAUGAGAGCGCGUGUUACUGCCGAGUCGGGCAGGACGAACGCCGUCCCGCCAAUCAGAAGCAUUGACCUUUGGUUGCUAGGUGGCAGCGGAGGGAAGGAGGGCGUCGGGAGGUGCUGUCUCAGGGGGACUGAAGGCAUGCAGCCGAGAUGACUCUUCAGGAACUGGUGAAUCAGGCAGCUGGCCUGUACUCUGGCAGAAAAGCAGUUUGGUUUGAUGAAUGCAACGACAAACCUCCAGCUUUCUACACAUAUGCGACGGUCGUUAAGCUUGCCACGGAACUAACAGCUUUCCUUCAAAAGCACUGUGAUCAGCAAGGAAAAUGUGAAAUAGGCCUUUACUGCUAUCCAGGAAUAAACUUACCGUCUUGGAUCUUGGGAAUCCUUCAAGUUCCAGCUGCCUAUUCUCCUAUUGAUCCAGAUGCACCACCAAUGUUAUCUGCUUACUUCAUGAAGAAAAGCAAUCUUCAAUAUAUUCUUAUUGAGAAUGACAAAAUAAAUAAAUUCCAGAUGUCCCAUGUUGGUUGGUUUUACCACAAUUCUUCCGCAAUAGAACAUAUUGGUUUAACUCUGUUCCAAAUAAGCUCGAGCAAUGCUGAUUUAAAUUCACGAGUAGAUGAUGUGAAAAGUAAAUAUGAACCUUUCAAUGCUACGGGUAACUCGCAGCCAGGAUAUACCAUUUGCCCAGAUCAAACCGAAGUAAAAACAUCAGAAGGAGGAUACAUGGACGUUGGCCAGAAAUACCCUUUAGCGUACGUCUUGCAUACAUCGGGAACUACGGGGAUCCCCAAAAUAGUCAGAGUGCCUCAUAAAUGUAUAGUGCCAAAUAUUCAGCAUCUCAAAUCCAUAUUUGAGAUCACACAGGAUGAUAUGCUAUUCCUGGCUUCUCCUCUAACAUUUGACCCGUCUGUGGUUGAAUUGUUCAUCGCUCUGACAAGCGGAGCCUCUCUCCUCAUGGUACCAAACACAAUUAAAAUGAUGCCUGUGGAGCUGUCUGCUGCUCUAUUUCGCCAUCACCAUGUGACAGUGUUGCAGGCAACACCAACGCUUCUCAGAAGGUUUGGAGCUCACAUUAUUAAAUCAACAGUGUUGUCUGCAAAUACUUCACUUCGUGUCUUAGCCCUUGGUGGUGAAGCGUUUCCUGUACUGAAUCUCUUGAAAACUUGGAAGCACAAGGAGAACAAAACAAGUAUUUUUAAUCUGUAUGGUAUUACUGAAGUGUCAAGCUGGGCCACUUACUACAAGAUUCCUGAAGAAGUUUUUAGUGCUGAUUUUAGAACUGAUUUCCCUAUACCUUUGGGAUCACCGCUCCUUGGAACAAAAGUUGAGGUCAGAGAUACCAAUGGUUCUGCAGUUCUAGAAGGCGAGGGACAAAUAUUUAUAGGUGGUGAAGAACGAAUCUGCUUUCUUGAUGAUGAAAUAACUGUACCCCCGGGCACAAUGAGAAAAACAGGGGAUUUUGUAAGAGUGCAGAAUGCAAAUUUGUUCUUCUUGGGUCGGAAAGACAAUCAGAUUAAACGUCACGGCAAACGUUUUAAUAUUGAAUGUUUGCAGCAGGCUGCUGAAGAUCUUUGUCAGGUAGAAGCUUGUGCAGUGACCUGGUAUCAGCAGGAAAAACUUAUCCUGUUUGUUGUACCCAAAGAUGAUUUGGAAAAGAGAGAAACACUUAAAGAGCUCCAGAAACGUCUACCAGCUCAUGCAGUCCCUGAUGAGCUUGUACUGAUUAAAGCUUUGCCUUUAACAUCACAUGUCAUUCCUGUUGCGGUAUGCAAUAGACCCCUGACUCCAGCUGUGGAAAGAUCAGUCCCCAAAGGCAAAGUUGAUAUAUCUGAACUGAACAAGAUUUACCAGAACCAUCUAAACUCCAGAAGGCGUGACAGUAAGCUGAGUGACGCAGAGGAAUUGUGGGAAAGAUUGCAGUAUUUAUGGAAGUCUAUUUUGGGUCUCCUAGAUGAUUCCCGCGGAAUUUCUAAAGAUGCGGUAUUUCUGUACAGUGGUGGGGACUCCUUAAAGGCUCUACGAUUUUAUGAUGAAAUUGAGAUGCUAUUAGGCAAAGCUGUGCCUGGACUCCUGGAAGUUAUUCUCAGCCGCUCGAUUGGAGAGGUUUAUGGACAUAUUCUUAAAAUUCUGUUUCCAGAUGAAGACCAAUUAAUGAAUUAUGACAAUGUUGUGAAAAGAAAAUUAAGUGGGAACAGUGGAGAGGAAUUCCAUGGAAAAUAUAUUAAACUGAAAUCUGAAAGAGAUCUUGAGGUUGCUUCAGGGUUAAUUUCAUUUAUUGCGCUAAGCAGAGGAAAUCAUUUUUUUUCUAUGAAUUUCACCAAGUCUUUUAUGCAACCCGGUAAUACAGUACAGGUAGGAGUGGAACUGCUACAGCAACCAUCCGUUCUGCAUUUAGUGACUCCAAGUGUAAUGAAGAGCCACGAGCAAGGGUAUGAAAUGAAGAACAGAAUUUUAGCAGUUACGAACAAGGCAAAUAAAACUGACUGUUGCUCUGUACAGCAAAUCCAUGCAGAAUGUAGUCAUGUAACAACGGCGGAGUUGGCAUUAUGCAUAAGAUGGAAGUCAAAUACAAGAAAAUGUGUUGAUGCAUCACCGCUGGUUAUAAUACCAGCUGAAGAAGGAGUAUCUGCAUCUGUAUAUAUUGGCUCUCACUCUCAUGCAAUGCAGGCGAUUGAUCUAGAUUUGGGAGAAGUAAAAUGGGAGAAGAACCUUGGAGAUCGUAUUGAAUCUUCUGCCUGCGUAUCUAAGUGUGGAAAAUUCAUUGUUGUUGGUUGUUAUGAUGGCUUAGUGUAUGUCCUUCAAAGUGGUGAUGGAGAAAUACACUGGACUUUUGUUACAGAAGAUACUGUGAAAAGCUCUGCAGUUGUAGACCCUUCCAGUGGACUAGUCUACAUAGGAUCGCAUGACCAACAUGUGUACGCAUUGGAUAUUUAUAAAAAGGCAUGUAUAUGGAAGUUACAUUGCGAAGGUGGAGCUGUGUUUUCAUCUCCUUGUCUAAGUUCUUUUCCACAUCAUCUUUAUGUUGCUACUCUAGGAGGACUAUUAUUGGCGGUAAACCCGGUGACGGGGAAUAAGAUUUGGAAAAGCUUCCUUGGAAAACCACUCUUCUCCUCUCCUCACUGCAACGAGAAGUACGUUUGUGUUGGGUGUGUGGAUGGAAACGUAUAUUGUUACGCUCAUUCUGGAGAAAAGGUUUGGCAGUUUUCCACUAAUGGACCGGUGUUUUCAUCUCCAUGCAUCUCAAGUUUAACUAAGCAAGAAAUAUUUUUUGGCUCCCAUGAUCGCUUUAUCUACUGUUGUAGUAUGGAGGGUAAUUUACUGUGGAAAUUUGAAGCCACUUCAAGUGUAUAUGGAACACCAUUCGUUUUCCAAAGCGAUGACUUAAAGAACAAAAUUCUUUUGGCAGCAGUAUCUACAGAUGGCAAAGUGUGGAUCCUGAAUGCCAAGAGUGGAACAGCAGAAGGAGCAGAUAGGCUUCCAGGAGAGGUUUUCUCUUCCCCUGUAGUAUGGGGAACAAAACUUGUUGUUGGCUGUAGAAAUGAUUACGUCUAUUGCCUAGAUUUGCAUAUAACAGGAAAAAAAGAACAGCUAAGAUGUUAAGCUGCUUCCUUUUUAUUGUUUACAUUUGUAAAUUAAGAACUCACAGGUGUUGUCUACCUCUCUGCCUGUUUUACUGUAGGCAAGAUGUGCUCUUUGCAGACUUCUCGGGUAGCAUUUUGCACCAGGCAGUGUCCAGAGUAGGUAAAGGGAUAUUUGUUGACUUGCUGUACUGAUUGAGGGAGGAUGGCUGCUCAGCACCCAGCCAGAGGUUGCACCGUCCCUCCCUCAUUUCCCAGCUCUGAUUCAUGAAAGAACAUGUUUCAAAUGGUUUGGAUUUGAAGGUUGUGCUUUGACCUGUGUAGUAAGAAAAUGAAAGUCAGUAGCUUGGCUUCAAGAAACUGUGGUAAAGUGCCAUAUUCUGCAGCUUGGAACAACGUGCUUGUCUCCCUGAGGGAGGAAUGUGUUUCUGUCUGUGAGUCCAGCCUCGCCUGUGCCCUGAGGUUCCUCCCUAGCCUGUGCCUGGCUCUUCCAUGCAUCAGACUGGUGUUUGUCUAGUCUGACGAGGUUUCUAUGCUGUGGCAAGGUAACCCAAGUCCUUUUUUGAAUCUAACUUUUAAUUUGAUUUCUGAAGACAUGGUCUGCCUUGCAUAUACCGGUAGUAGUGAGCUGUUUACUAUAGUUUGUAGAAACCAAAUCGUUCAUCUUUUGUGAGCCUUGCCCCCGCACCUUUGCCUUCAGUUCAGCCAAGCAUAUACUUAAACUCCGUUGAAGUCAGUAGGAGUUACUUCUUGUAUUCUCAAGUGGAGAAUAUGUGUAUAUGUAUUAAAUUUCAAUGACAGGUACAGUAUGAGUUCCAAGAUGAAGUGUGCACUGCUCAAAUCAACCAUUGUCAAAUCAUUUUUUAAGAGAUUUGAAAGAAUGCUCUAUACAGUGUCUUUAGAGAGAACUAUUAAUAAAGGGUUGUAUAAAUUGGUUUUGGUUGUCUUUAAUGUCUUAAAAGGAAUUACCAGUGGUCUUAGUAACACGAGUCAAGUAUUGGCGGUGACAGAAGUACACUUAACUGAGAGCAUCUUGCUAAUGAUGAGUGUUCUGAAAGAACUAUAGCAGAAACUGUUUUCUCUCUCUCUCUCUCUCUCUCUGAUGAGCCAUCUACUUUGAAUUCUACCAUCUUGAAUUAAAAAGUAGAGUAGAAG
Molecule: messenger RNA, 7628 nt
Organism: Chroicocephalus ridibundus (black-headed gull)
Lineage: Eukaryota; Metazoa; Chordata; Aves; Charadriiformes; Laridae
Gene: AASDH
Product: aminoadipate-semialdehyde dehydrogenase
Exons: 16
Coding region: 3046-6495 (1149 amino acids)
Biological process (GO): amino acid activation for nonribosomal peptide biosynthetic process
Molecular function (GO): protein binding
Source: RefSeq, a predicted model, not a curated record